Aphis gossypii (cotton aphid) is the source of this 1342-nucleotide messenger RNA. RefSeq names its product cyclin-dependent kinase 9-like. Gene Ontology annotation, cellular component: nucleus. Gene Ontology annotation, molecular function: cyclin-dependent protein serine/threonine kinase activity; ATP binding. Gene Ontology annotation, biological process: protein phosphorylation. The transcript is spliced from 7 exons. The coding region runs from base 1 to 1287 and encodes 428 amino acids. NCBI's taxonomy places the organism in Eukaryota, Metazoa, Arthropoda, Insecta, Hemiptera, Aphididae. The record is from RefSeq and is a predicted model, not a curated record.
AUGGAAAACAAAAAAGAAUCUUUACCAACUUCUCAAGAAUUUUCAAAUGAGUUUAUAAAAUUCAUGACGUCAACCGCGACUAACGAAUAUUCGCCAAAGAUGCUGCCAUCGCCGUCACCGGAACUGAAUGCUAGCCGUUUAAAAUUGGAAAAAGAAAAAUAUUUAGAACAAUUUGAAAGAAGUAACGGAUUUGAAUUCUGUAGAGACGUGAAUCAAUACCAACCAUUGGUGAAGAUUGGCAAAGGAAGCUACGGUGAAGUGUUCAAAGCACAAGAUAAAAAUGAUCCUAAUGUUAUGGUGGCUGUAAAAAAAAUGAUUAUGCUACGUGAAGAAGAAGGAUUUCCGGUGACAUCUUUAAGAGAAGUUCGCAUAUUAAAACAAUUAAAUCAUAAUAAUGUGAUAAAAUUAAUAGAAAUUUGUCAUAAUAAAGAAAAUAAACAUAGGUCAACAUUUUUUUUGGUCUUUGAAUUUUGUGAACAUGAUCUAGCUGGUUUAAUAGCUAAUAAAGAAAUUAAAUUUGAGCUAGCUGAUAUAAAACAAUUCAUGAAACAAUUGCUCAAUGGUCUCUUCUAUAUACAUCUAAAUAAGAUUUUACAUCGAGAUAUAAAAUCUUCAAAUAUAUUAGUUACUAAAACAGGAAUUCUGAAAUUAGCAGAUUUUGGUCUAUCUCGUGCAUUUAGUAUACCAACGAUAGAUAAACCAAACAAAUAUACUAAUGGAGUUGUAACACUAUGGUAUCGUCCUCCUGAGUUACUGCUUGGUGAACGUAAUUAUGGUCCAGCGAUAGAUAUGUGGGGAGCAGGCUGCAUUAUGGCUGAAUUUUUUACUGGAUUUCCCGUUAUGCAGGGUUCUUCAGAAAUAAGUCAAUUAAUGUUGAUAUCAUCAUUAUGUGGGUCAAUAACGCCAGAAGUAUGGCCUAAUGUUGUUAAUCUCGAUGUAUACAAAAAAAUUGUGCUUCCAAAACAAAAUAAAAGAAAAAUACAUACACAUUUUAUACACCAUACUUCUAGCAGUUUGGGAUGUGAUUUGAUUGACCAUUUAUUAAUGCUCGAUCCAGAAAAGAGAUACGACGCCAACACAGCUUUAAAUCAUGAUUUUUUUUGGAAAGAUCCCAUGCCCAGUGAUUUAUCUAAAGUCAUGUCACAAAUAAAAAAUAAUUGCCAUGAAUACAAUGUAGUGCAAAAACGAAAAUUUCAAAAGAACGAACAAAUUGUAAAAUGUGCAAAACCAAAAGGAGUUAUUAAUAAUGGUGCUUCAACUUCUGGAUUUCACGAACACAUUUACUAAAGAAUAUGGUGUAUAGCUGCAUAAUCCUACAGUGAUUUUAUAUAGGUACUUUUCG